Messenger RNA from Fibroporia radiculosa, 477 nucleotides. RefSeq lists its product as uncharacterized. The transcript has 3 exons. Lineage: Eukaryota; Fungi; Basidiomycota; Agaricomycetes; Polyporales; Fibroporiaceae. Bases 1 to 477 code for a protein of 158 amino acids. Gene Ontology annotation, cellular component: nucleosome. The record is from RefSeq and is a predicted model, not a curated record. Gene Ontology annotation, molecular function: protein heterodimerization activity; DNA binding; structural constituent of chromatin.
AUGGCGCAGACAGUGCAGAGAGGAAAACGAAAGCAGCCCGGGCAAGACCAGGAAUCCGACGCGACACCCCCGCCCGCGGCGAAGAAGCCACGUACCGCCACGGCGCGCAAGAGCACCGGGGGCAACCCGCCUCGAGGCCGACGCUCGAGUGGUGGUGGCGGUGGUGGCGGUGGUGGUGGCGGCGGAGGAGGAGGCGGUGGUGGUGCGCCAGGACAUGACGACGACCAGGUGCCCCGUCGCAAAAAGCGGUUCCGGCCGGGAACGGUCGCGCUGCGCGAAAUCCGCAGGUACCAGAAGAGCACGGAGCUGCUCAUCCGCAAGCUGCCCUUUUCGCGCGUGGUGCGCGAGAUCGCGCUGGACAUGAUGACGGACACGAUCGAGUAUGGCGACGCCGGCCUGCGGUGGCAGAGCUCGGCCAUCCUCGCGCUGCAGGAGGCGACCGAGGCGUAUCUGGUCCACCUCUUCGAGGACGCGUAA